AUGAGUACAGACCCUGACUACGAUGUGGAUGCCGAGGAAGAAAUCUCCUUUGGCAUCUCACUUGCACCCAAAGGCGAAGAGGGGAAUGAAUUUCGCACGCAAAAUGAUCCACUAGAUCCGUAUCAGCGCGAGAAUAUCAUCGAACGCAAGGGCGCCGUGGACAUUCGCUGCUCCAGUGUCGACGUCGUCCACGGACUAUUCGAUCCCGAGGGCGAUGCUUUGUGUACUUUAAUUGUUCUCGAAUUUCGAUUUGACCCAAGAAAACGAGCGCGGCGCAUCGCACAUGUCGAUAUUGAGCUGAGGUUCUCUGCCAGUGGGCAUGGUGUAGCCGACCCUCACGUCUACGCCAUCGCGCCCAACGGCAACAUGAAAUUCGCUCAAACGACACAGACCGAGACGACAACUACCGGAGGUGACCUGACCCUCGGCGCAGGCGCAGCUGGAGUUGAAUUGGGAAGCGGUCUGAAGUAUGAACGUGAGGUCGCAAGAGAAAUGAGCUACGCAGCAUCCGUCACAGGAUCCAUCGAUUUGCGCGGGAGAAACUAUGGCAAGCCAAACUGCGCGUCUUGGACACUGUUGGAAAACCCUGAGACAAAGACUGGCGUGCCUGUCUCUAUGAGAACCGCGAUCCUUCUAAAGAGGAGAGACGAGGGGCGGUUCCAGUGCGUGGUGACUGUCAACGCCAAAGCAGACUGGAGAACGUCGAUGGAAUGGCUUGUCGGUACGACAAAGCGGGAUGAUCCGGUGCUACUUGACCCUACGCUGGGUCCCACAAGUGAUAGGUAUAAGGACAUGGAGAUGAAGCUUGGGGAACUUGAUCUCAAUGCUAUCUGCGAUAUCACCUCGGCCAACAUUAUCGAGAACUCUGCGCACGCUUGUGUCGACAUGGAGAAACCCGAAAAGUCGCUCGAUGCCGCCGGGACAUCAAGCAAUACCAUGGACAACGAUUCUUCGGCUGCUGACUUGGGUCUCUCGAUUGACAUGACCAAAGAAUAUGAGGCAAGCGCAAAGAAAUUCGACAUUGUAGCAAUCCAUGGCCUCGGAGGCCAGGGAGGCAAGCAAUGGAGCUCAAACAAGACCAACACCUGGAUUCAGGGCUUGGCAGCCCAGAUGCACUGGGAAGUCCGCAUUAUUCAGUAUACCCAUGAGCCCACAAAUAUCAUAGAAGCUACAUAUUCCGAGGAGGCUAUUUCCUCUGAGGCCUCUAAGCUUCUUCAAAAGCUUCAUGAGUUGAGGAGUGACCAACAUCCUCCGUUACCAAUAGCGUUCUUUGUACACGAUAUAGGAGGAAUUAUCGCCAAAAAGGCUUUGAUACUAGCUAGUCGAUACGACAGUGAACAUGCUGAUAUUAACUAUUCAACAAAACUUCUGAUGUUCUUCGGCUGUCCGCACAGAAACCGGGGUACACACCAAGAUAUCGAGGUUCUUGCCACCAAGCUCGACGUGUUGAAACCAGCAGACUCAGCGGCGACUAGCCUGAACAUGAAAUGUCUUGCAAGAUCAAUCAUUGACAUAAACGGUUCUUUCUUGAAUACCAGAGUCUUAAUGCGCGCCAACGUUAUCAACAUCAUCUCAUCAAAGAAAGACCCCGGAGAAAGGAUCUUUGACAAUUAUACGACAACACUUGGAGUUCCCAUGGAGAAGGUUUCGCUCAUUGACAAGCCUCAUAAGGAGUUGAAUCAAGAACCUGGAGGGGAAAUCUGGCACACUCUCUAUGGAGGCUAUCAAACUAAGAGGGUUUCAACAUUUCCCUGGCAAGACGAUAGACUAUCGGAUGCUACGGAAGCCAUUAUGUCACAGGCAGCUCCGAUCUACCCCCUCAGCUCCAACACCGGCCAUAAAUUCGACUGGCUGGAUGAGCACGAUACAGUGCUACAAUGGCGCAAGUCUUGGGGCCUUGCUCUUUUGCAUAUCCACGGCACCCUUGGCAUCUCUGAGGCGGCUCAGCAUGUAUAUCAAAGCGUGGUGGAAGCUGGAAAGAGCACAGUUUUCCGAGCCAUUCUCUACUUCAAGUUCGACAAGUAUGACAUCCGCCGGAAUUCUAUCGGGGCCAUGGCCAACUCCUUUUUGCUCCAGAUUCUCAGUCAGAUAAGAGAAUCGCCAAAUGAUGUGAUGCCGGAUAUAGAACCACCCGAUUUCUCUGAUUGCUGGACUGAUAAAGAUGCUCUCUUCUUUCUGGAAAAGCUCAUGAGAGAUGUAUCAACCACCGGCCAUAUUCACUGGAUCAUUGAUGGGCUCGAUCAAUGUGAUGACACCAGCAGUUGGUUCUUUUCGAUGGUGUCGGACAUGGUCAAGAAUUCUGAGCAGCAUUUCAAAAUCCUUGUAACAACCGUUGAUGACAAUCAGAUUCGCGAGGCUCUAUCGGAGUUUCCUUCGAUUGACUUGAGAGAGCACCCGCCGACAGCUGAUAUUAUCGAGAGCUCUGCGCUCGAAUUCAUGACGGAGUUGGGCUAUGUGCGGCCUCAAUAUCGCCAUGUUGAGCAAGAUAUACGACAAUUGUUAAAUUCCUGCGGUGAUUAUGACUUGCUACGCCGCCUUCUUUUCGAAUGGCUCGUGGUGGCACCUUGUCCAUCGACCAAAUCAGCCCUAGAGCGGGAGCUCAAAUCACUCUCCCCUCUCUCGCCGGCCAAGAUAUUCGAAAAGUGUUUGGAUGCUGUGCCUGAGAGGUCACGGCCGUGGGCUCGAAAGGUCUUGAUGUGGAUGUUGCUGUCUUUUCGACCAUUGACCACUGAUGAACUGGGAAGUGCACUGAGUCUCGAAGCCUCGAUGGAUUCCGUGCCUGAGAAGGAGACAUAUGAGGACCUCAUGUGGGAUAUUAAAAGUUGCUUGGGCCCUUUAAUAUUCCUAGAGAAUGGUCAAGUCCAUUUUAGCCAUCCAGCUGCUCGAGACCUUUUGGCGAUUAGCAAUGCCGCCUCUGAAAAAGAGCGUCCUUGGUACGCUUGGAAUUCUUUGGAAGAAGGCCACCGAGAGAUCACUGAGGCUUGUGCUAACUAUCUUACCUUGUCCUCUACCCAAGACAAGAUCCUAGCUGCUUGCCGAACAUGUCCUGUUGAUCAACAAAUAUUCGAAAACGCUUCAGACAUUACAUCCUAUGCUCUAGAAUUCUGGCCAUUCCACUAUCGACGAGGGUAUUCAUCAGUACCUCCAAAGCUAAAAUCUGCUAGUGUCGAAAGCCUCUUCAACGAUGAGACGGCACUCCAGCGUUGGGCCGCAGCCAGAUGGUAUCUUUCAAAUCCUCACAUCAGGUCGGACCGACUCUACCUGUCAAAUUUGCCAAUUCUGGCCUCUAUAGGCGACAAAGACCUAUUGGAAGCCUGCAUGGAGUCUCAAGAACCAGACGAACGCGAUAUCUACCAGGCACUUGUUGAAGCAUCGAGGUGCGGACAAAACGAUGCUGUCGAUUUUCUAUUGCAGGAAUUGAGCGCAAACGAAAAUGUUUGUCUCGAUGCCAUCACUGCAGCGGCACGGUCGGCCGAAUGUCAAACAUUGGACAUCUUACUAGCAUAUGUAACGAAGAAGUUGCAUAUAACUAAGUGGCCUAGUAUACUGACAUCUCGGCUUGCCUAUCUCGGUUCAUCUGAGCACUUAAAGACUAUUUUACAAGCUGGAGCGGACGCGAACUCGACAGAUCCAGAUUGUUCUCCCCCUCUUCACUGUGCUAUCAUCAGAGACGACACUGCAGCUUUCGACACCCUCAUAGAGCACGGAGCUGACCCCGCUGUUAUCAACUCCAACUGGGUAGACACGCCAUCGAUUGUUGUGGCUGCUAAGUAUGGCCGAGCGAAGAUCAUAGACAGGCUAGCCAAAACAACACUCGUUGACGCCCAGGACAAGAAGGGCAGGACCGCUCUAUGGUAUGCGGGAGGCAGAGGACAUCAUGCAGUGUUUCAAGCCCUCGUCAAAGCUGGAGCGAACACAGAAGUCCUCACUGCUAAUGUAAGGGAACUUCGACCUGCCCUGAUUCCCAUCUCAGGAGCUCCCUAUCCACAGUGUCUCAAGUCAGUGCUUGAUGCUGGCUUGGAUAUUAAUUCAAAGUUGAGAGAGGCUCGCUCAUUCCAUGCAUUGGGCAUAGCGGCACGAUCAGGCCACGUUGAGAUUUGCCGUAUGCUGCUUGACCACGGCACGUGUAAAGAGUUUGAUGACGAUUCUGCUCUUAUCCACGCUGCAAGAGCGAAUAAUAUUGAGAUUGUGAACAUGCUGCUUAAAGAGGGUCACAAAGUCGAUGUGCGGCUAGACGAUUCCCCAUAUCAUGGCACGCCGCUCGUGGCGGCUGCCAGAGCAGGCUAUAAAGACAUAGUUACAGCCCUCCUGGAGAAAGGAGCCAGCGUCAACUACGCUGCUCCUAAAGACAUCACGCCUUUGAUGUCCGCCGUCCUGGGAAAUCAACCGACAAUAGCCAGGACGUUCAUUGAUGCUGGGGCGGAUAUGAAUGCUGUUAGCGGCGCCAACAACAAGUGGAACGCAACCCACUUUUCGUACGAUCUGCUGGACUGUAUGAAGGUUCUUGUCGAUGCUGGAGCCGAUAUAAACGCACCCAGUCCCGACGGCACGCCAUUCUACCUGGCCGCGUAUUUCAACCAGCCAAAGGUGGUUGAGUUGCUUCUUGAACACAAGCCAGAUCUUGAAACCAGGUGUCCAGACGGGGGCUUUACGGACGCGGGCUAUACGCCGCUUCAUUGUGCAGCAUCUUGCGGCUACAAUGAAUUACUCCGGCUUUUGUUGGAACGGGGUGCUGAUAUUGAGGCGAAGACUCCAAAAGGUGGAACGCCUCUGAUCCUAGCCGUGGCCACUAACAAUGAAGAGAGUGUGAAGAUCCUGCUGGAGUACAAGUUGGACAUAGAUUUAUAUUUAAUACUGCUUUACCUUGGGUAUUUAAUAUUUUUUUAA
Messenger RNA from Fusarium redolens, 4887 nucleotides. Its product is annotated as ankyrin repeat-containing domain protein. The record is from RefSeq and is a predicted model, not a curated record. The coding region runs from base 1 to 4887 and encodes 1628 amino acids. Gene Ontology annotation, molecular function: protein binding. Lineage: Eukaryota; Fungi; Ascomycota; Sordariomycetes; Hypocreales; Nectriaceae. The transcript is spliced from 8 exons.